CAAUUAAUCUGCGGUCACGCCGAACAACUACCCAUCACAUGACAGUGAGAGCGUAGUAGGUUUUUCUCUGUGCAGUUUGUUCGUCAUAUGAUUGAAAGCCUGGCAGAAAAUUGAAAAUGUUGCAAAACUUCGUGGUUUUCUCGCUGUUUAUUGCAGCAAUUCAUGCCGCAGGCGAGUUCACUGUGCUGAACAGCCCCAAGUCGAUCAGCUUCAAGGGCAACGAUCCACUGAACAGUCAUUAUGUCGGUGAUGUGUUGUUCGCUGCCAUGGGCAAUGCCGUCGUUGGCGACUCGGACUGGAGCGGUCUUACCAUCAACGAUCCCUUCAACUUGGCUAAGGGCGUGAUUGCCGUGCAUGUUGAGGGUCUCAGCCAUGUCACCUCGGCUGGCAAUGUGAAGUCCUAUGAGUUGGUUGGUUCCAACACUGGCAACUCCCUCAAUGCUUUGGCUGCUGAGCUGGAGGCUGCCAACGAGCCUGUGUGCGACAUCAAUUUCGGACAGUACGACGAGGGUGUGCAAUCAUUCAAGGCCUGCUUUGGUUCUUCCGAUGCCCCAGCUGCCAAGCCCACCAAGCACCUGAAUCCCGCUCUGCACAAUGCCGACAAGCAGUUCCUGCAGGAGAUCGGCUACAUUAACGCUGCCUCCGAGAACUUGGCCGAGAUGCUCAAGCCCUCAAACGUGCUAAUCAUUCGUCUGUCUGUCGAUGGCAUUGCCAAGGCUCAUGGCGAGAAAUCUGUUGCUGUGGAUGAGGCCAACAAACUGCUGUCCGCUGCCAUUGGUCGCCUGUUGGCUGCCGCACAAAAAUCCAGCGACUCGGUGCUCUUCGUGCAAUCCACAGACAAGGAUGCUGCCGUCUCGCGUUCUAAGCGUGACACCAUUCAGUCCGAUAAUGCGAAUCCCUUCAAUUUGGCUGUCUACUAUAACCAAGAUUAUCCCGUCAUCUUCAACAUCAUUCUGUGGUUCAUGGUUAUCUUUGGUCUGUCCCUGUUGGCCAUCUGCUAUGCCAUUGCUGCCAUGGAUCCCGGCAGAGAUUCCAUCAUCUACCGCAUGACCUCCACAAGAAUGAAGAAGGACAACUAAAUUAGUUGGUGGUAAAGAAGAAAACAACUAACCACAAAUCUACCUUCUUUGUUAUCUCGCCCCAUUUCUAUGUAGCGAAAAGUCAACUAACUUUAUUACGAAUGUACUGUUCUACUAUUUCAAAUCUAAUUCAAAUUAGCGGAAAAAUUGUGUGUGCGUGUUGUGUGAGAGCAGUUGUGUGUAGUUGACUUGGAUAUUAACACCAUCCCAUAUAUAAGAGCUAUAAAUAAGUAUUACAAACUUAUUAUUUUUAAAUGCAGUUCAGUAAUUCCAUUAUUAUCAGCUAUAAUAAUUUGUUAUAUUUUUGUGUUUGUUGUGCUUUUUAGGUUCAAGUCAUUUCUGUAUAUCAAAAACGAAAAACUAUGUAAAUUAUCACAUGUAAAAUGUUAAUAACUUACCGUUAAAUAAAUAUAACCUAAAAAGUC
This is a messenger RNA of Drosophila sulfurigaster albostrigata, 1504 nucleotides long. RefSeq names its product ATPase H(+)-transporting accessory protein 2 (gene ATP6AP2). The transcript is spliced from 3 exons. The record is from RefSeq and is a predicted model, not a curated record. Lineage: Eukaryota; Metazoa; Arthropoda; Insecta; Diptera; Drosophilidae. Gene Ontology annotation, cellular component: membrane; external side of plasma membrane. Gene Ontology annotation, biological process: positive regulation of Wnt signaling pathway. The coding region runs from base 117 to 1079 and encodes 320 amino acids. Gene Ontology annotation, molecular function: signaling receptor activity.